This is a messenger RNA of Acanthocheilonema viteae, 1065 nucleotides long. The record is from the annotation of a GenBank genome assembly. NCBI's taxonomy places the organism in Eukaryota, Metazoa, Nematoda, Chromadorea, Rhabditida, Onchocercidae.
AUGUGUAUGUUAAUCGCACAUAAACGAUGGUUACGCUACGAACCAAUUGGUCUACCAAUACCAAACACACGAUUUUUAGUUUUCAAAACACCCCUCAGCGUGGCAUUAUCAACGAAAAUACCGAAGGAGAAACGAUUCACUACUUUGAACCUUCUGCAAAAAGUGGGUCUUAUCAUCGAUUUGACGGAUACGGAUCGUUAUUAUGAGCGGAGUGAUAUUGAAGGAAUGUGUAUUUUAUAUGAAAAAAUCAAUUGUCCUGGUCGAGGUUUUAUUGAAAGAGACGAUCUGGUCGAUGCAUUCAAUGCUAUCGUGGACAGUUUUUUGGAAUCGAAUGCUGAUAACGAGAUAAUGAUCGGCGUCCAUUGUACAAAUGGUGUUAAUCGCAGCGGUUAUUUGAUAUGUCGAUUUUUGAUUGAUCGUUUGGGGUGGUCUUCGCAUGAUGCCAUUGACGCUUUCGAAAGAACUCGUGGCUAUCCAAUUGAACGCGGUUCUUAUGUGCAGGCAUUGCACAGAGCUGCCAAAGAAAGACGAACGAAAAAAAGACAUAAACAUGUCGAAGAAGUAAUUUCAAGUGAUGAGUCCGAAGUGCAAAAAAUGUUGAAGAAACGAACUAAACACAAAAAAAGGAGGAAAAAUGAGAAUGGUUCAGGUGAAGAAAAUAGUACACCUGAUAUGGAAGCUGUUCUUAACCAAAUGGCAAUUGCAUUUGAGCAGCACCAAUCAUCGUUAAAUUCACUUAAUGAAGCAUCGAUAAACUUUGGAAUAGAAGUAAAUACAGAUACUACAGAAUUGCAGCAGCAUACACAAACCUCAUCACACCUUUCCGCCGAAAAUAGUCCAUUUAUUGGUAGUACAGGUACUGGAGAAGAAGAGGAAGACGAUGAUCUUAGUGCUGAGCAGGAUGUGCAAACAAUAAGUACAGGUGAUGAGCCAGAGGUCGAAAUUUCAAAAUCAAAGAAAAGGCGAGAGAGGAGAUUAAGAUUGCAAAAACAGUUUGAAUUGAUGAAAACAGGCAACUUCUGGAAGAUCAAUGAAAUGCAAAAGGAAAAAUUUGGCACAUCAUAA